AUGGUAGUCGACGAGGACGCCGCGUCCAACUAUGCCGCCGCGCUGUACCCACUCUGUUGGGGGAUAAACCUCCUGGGAUGCUUCCUGAUUGUUGCCGGCCUCGUGCUCUUUCUAUUGGGCGUCUCAUGGGAGGUCUAUAGACCCUAUCCAAACCCAAUCGUCCCGGUCCAUUUCUUCAAAGAUCUCCGCGGAUUCGUCUGUCUGAUCAUUAUCGAGUCUGUGGCAGGGACCGCCUAUGUCGCGCUUAGCAUUAUCUGGCCAUCACACCACCGCGUGGUCAUUGACAACCAUCGCUUUGGGCAUCUAUUGGUCGCGAUCCUGAAACAUAUCCGAUUCCAGCUCAUCUUCCUCAUGUCCAUCGUGUUGGCUUUCAUUGGAGCCAUGGCAUCUUGUACCCCAAACAGCCUGGGUCGCGCCGCCGUGCCCUCCGUGUUUGCUUCUUUCCCUGCAGGCAUUCUGGAAAUCAUGCCCAGUCUGCUUGUGCAGAUGGAGACCAACGACGCAGAUCUCGGGACGACAUUUUCGAUACUUGGCAGCGGCGACAGCGAGAAGAACCAAGACCUCGAGGUCUGGGAGAAGGAGGAUGGUGCCGACCCGAACAAAGGGACGGCCGAACAUGUCACGUCAAUUGACGAGGACGAUGUGAGCAAGACUACCGGGGUGCCAUGCACCGCUGGCGGUCAACGUCGCUUCACAUCAACGACUCCAGCUUCAGCCAAAAGCGGAGCCAAAGCGACAAGACCGCUUGAUGGAAUCACAGUCGUCAGCAUCGAACAAGCCAUCGCUGCGCCGUUCUGCACCAGGCAGCUCGCCGACCUCGGCGCGCGCGUCAUCAAGGUCGAGAGACCCGGGGUGGGCGAUUUUGCACGAGACUACGACACGCGGGUCGACGGGCUCGCGUCCCAUUUCGUCUGGACGAACCGCUCAAAGGAGAGUCUGGCGCUGGAUCUCAAGAAACCCGGCGACUUGGACGUGUUGAAGAAACUUCUCCAAAAGACCGACGUGCUCGUACAGAACCUGGCUCCCGGCGCGUCCGCGCGGCUGGGUCUCAGCUAUGAAUCUCUCAAAGAUACCCAUCCCGGCCUGAUCGUCUGCGACAUCUCCGGCUACGGCCAGGACGGGCCCUACGCGAAGAAAAAAGCGUACGACUUGCUCGUGCAGAGCGAGGGAGGGAUGCUCUCAGUCACGGGCACCAAGGACGAGCCCGCCAAGGUGGGCAUUUCCAUUGCCGAUAUCUCGGCCGGAAUGUAUGCCUACAGCAACAUCCUGGCCGCGUUGAUGCAGCGGCAGAAGACCGGCAAGGGAAGCAAGAUUGACAUCUCUUUGCUCGAAAGUCUGGUGGAGUGGAUGAGCUUCCCGUUAUAUUACACUUACAAAGGCGCACCGGCGCCCACACCGACUGGCGCUUCCCAUGCAGCGAUAUACCCAUACGGGCCCUUCGAGACGGGCGAUGGCGGGUCAGUCAUGCUCGGGAUUCAGAACGAACGAGAGUUUGCAAAAUUCUGCGACAUUGUCUUGGGAAAUCCGGGUUUAGCGACCGACGCACGCUUCAUGAACAACUCGUUGCGUGUACAGAACAGAGACGAACUGCGAAGUAUCAUUUGCAAAGCCCUGGAGAAAUAUUCCGUGUCCGAAGCCGUCGCAAAGCUCGAUGAAGCCCAGAUUGCAAACGCAGCGGUGAACACGAUGCAGGGCGUUUGGGAGCAUCCCCAAUUGCAAGCCAGACGGCGGUGGACCGAGGUCGAGACGUCCAAGGGCAUGAUCCCUGCACUUUUGCCUCCCGGAUGCGUUCCCGAAGGGGAGGAUGUGGAGGGUUUACAUGCCAGGAUGGACAAAGUCCCAGAAGUCGGCGAGCAUAACGAAAAGAUAUUGAAAGAGUUGGGCUUGUAG
Messenger RNA from Fonsecaea monophora, 1890 nucleotides. RefSeq lists its product as hypothetical. Gene Ontology annotation, biological process: transmembrane transport. NCBI's taxonomy places the organism in Eukaryota, Fungi, Ascomycota, Eurotiomycetes, Chaetothyriales, Herpotrichiellaceae. The transcript has 8 exons. The record is from RefSeq and is a predicted model, not a curated record. The coding region runs from base 1 to 1890 and encodes 629 amino acids. Gene Ontology annotation, molecular function: transmembrane transporter activity; catalytic activity.